AGCCUUUUCUACUCCGUGUGUCCACUCCGCCUACCAGUGGACCUAUAACAUCAAUAAAAGGUGGUAAUAGACCUUUUAAAUUUGGUGAUGUUGUAACUCAUAUUUGUACAGUAAUCGGAGGAUUUCCCAGACCGAAACUAAGCUGGAACUGUUUGAAUCCUUUCGCUUCGAGAAAAGAAUAUUAUGACGACAAAACAAAAAGAAACAUACUUGAGAUACAAAUUAAUAUUUCAAAGAACGUCCCCGUCUAUAACUGUACAUGCGUUGCUGGACACGAAACAUGGAGUGGACAAUUGGAUAAGAUAUCAAAACCUGUGCUCAUCCAAAGUCCACCAUCAGAACCGUACAAUGUGAGUAUGAGAGAUAUUACGAGUUAUGGAUUUACAGCCACGUUUUCUCCUGGUUACAAUGGUGGAAACGAACAGACAUUCUGUAUCAGUCAUUGGCCUUCAAAUGAUACCAAACGAACGAGAACUGUAAAGUCAAAGAAAGAACCCUUCAAAGUGGAUUAUAUGUUUUCAUCGACGGACUAUCAAUUCAUAUUGUAUGCCGAAAACGAUAUUGGGAGAAGUUUAGACUCUCAGAAAGACCCUUUGACGAUACGGACGACAAUAGGCGAAGCUAGGGAUGGAAGUCAUAAGCUGAUCUAUAUUGUUUAUUUUGUUGCCCCGCUGUGUUUACUGCUGAUACUGACAGCUUUCAUAACAGCAAUUGUUUUCUGCUAUAAACAACAAUCCUUUACACCAGAAGUACCUCCAUACAUACCACCAAGAGCAACACUCAAUACAGACCGAGCAGUUUACACAGACAGAGCCGUGUUUAGGAGAAGUCAAGGUCUACCUGAUUCUGAAACAGUGGAUAGAAUGACUUCAAGGUGCAAAAGAAUCAGACGAGCAAUCAAAGUACCACCAAUACUUGCUGUAUUUAGAAAAUCCAGAUAUCUACCCGACUGCAACGUUAUUUCAGAUGUUCAUGAGGCUAUUUCAAGAAGCACUAGUAACAUUCCAAACGGUAACGGUCAGACAAACAGUCGGGCAUCGAAUGAACAACAAAAUGGUCGUCAGUCUGCAGCCACCUUUCCCAGAGAGUUAAACUAUCCUCAUAUUGAAAUACGACACCAAGGACCCAGGACUUCGCCAGCCUUGCGCAGACAAAGAACAAAUUACAGUCAAAUUUACUUUAAUGACCGUGUUUCAGCUGUACCAGAAAGUAAUGAUGUUGAAGAAGACGGAGAGAGCGGUAACUAUGGACAGAUAUUUUUCCAAGCGGCGACGUUACCUCCACGUGCAGCGAAGUGAUCUCUGAAGCUGCUCAACUGAAUGGUGGAUUUUUCAAACUUGACAUUAGCAGAGUGCUAAAUGUUCCGCCAAUAACACAGACAACAUAGAUUGCAGUAUUUACAAUUUACCUUGAACAAAUGUACCAUACUUAUAAAUAACAUAUAUCUUAAUCAGUUUACUUAUUGAAGUAUGUAUACUUGUGUUUUUCACUCUUUGGUCGGGUUGUUGUCUCUUUGACACAAUUCCAAUUUCCAUUUUCAAUUGCAUUAUGUCUAUGAUAAUGAGAAAUGUAUGCAGUUUACGAAUUCAUUGUUAAAAUAUUUUUUUAUUUCCUCUAAACGAAAGUUAAACGAAUUAUGAUCAUGGGUAUUUGAAAUUCUUUAAAUAUAGAAUAUAAUAAGUGAACUUGUGACUUUUUUAAUGGUUACAUGUAGAAACAAUUUUAACCUAAACAAUUAAGUGUUUUUCUUUCUAAACUAGCACGUUCAUGUCGCUGUUUGAAUAAACAACCAAUCAGAAUUGACCCGUAGUGAGUGACUUCCUUUUUAGUAACUCAGAAGUUGUCUCACUCGGUGCUUUGCAUUUCUGCCAAAUUACAUUUAUUUGGGCCAAAAA
This is a messenger RNA of Mytilus trossulus (common blue mussel), 1895 nucleotides long. RefSeq lists its product as uncharacterized. The transcript is spliced from 9 exons. The record is from RefSeq and is a predicted model, not a curated record. Gene Ontology annotation, molecular function: protein binding. Lineage: Eukaryota; Metazoa; Mollusca; Bivalvia; Mytilida; Mytilidae. The coding region runs from base 357 to 1298 and encodes 313 amino acids.